AUGAAUACCCUCCCCCACAUCGCCAAAUUAUCUACGGUGACCAGCGUCCAUACUGAGAAAGCCUACGCCCCCUUUGCGCAUUAUUCCCAAGCGAUUAAAGCAGGUGGCCAUGUUUGGCUGUCCGGCCAAAUUCCGGCAGACGCUGAUGGGAAUUUGAUAAAAGGGUCGACUGUUGAAAAAACCAAGGCUAUCAUCCAAAACACGGAGGCCAUUUUGAAAGAAGCGGGAUCUGGAUUGGACCGAGUGGUCAAAGUCGUGGUCUACCUCAUGAAUGCGAAUAUGAUGCCUGAUUUUACCUCAGUGUAUGAUCCAGCAUUUCCACACCGGCCUGCAAGGUCUAUGAUCGAGGUAUCCAAACUACCUGCUGGAGUUGAAAUCCAGGUCGACUUCAUUGCUGUGGUGUAG
This is a messenger RNA of Penicillium macrosclerotiorum, 405 nucleotides long. RefSeq names its product RidA family protein. NCBI's taxonomy places the organism in Eukaryota, Fungi, Ascomycota, Eurotiomycetes, Eurotiales, Aspergillaceae. Gene Ontology annotation, cellular component: cytosol; mitochondrion. The transcript is spliced from 4 exons. Bases 1 to 405 code for a protein of 134 amino acids. Gene Ontology annotation, molecular function: deaminase activity. The record is from RefSeq and is a predicted model, not a curated record.